This is a messenger RNA of Lineus longissimus, 2368 nucleotides long. RefSeq names its product methionine aminopeptidase 2-like. Gene Ontology annotation, cellular component: cytoplasm. The record is from RefSeq and is a predicted model, not a curated record. Bases 4 to 1422 code for a protein of 472 amino acids. The transcript is spliced from 10 exons. NCBI's taxonomy places the organism in Eukaryota, Metazoa, Nemertea, Pilidiophora, Heteronemertea, Lineidae. Gene Ontology annotation, molecular function: metalloaminopeptidase activity. Gene Ontology annotation, biological process: proteolysis.
AAAAUGGCAGACACAGCAUGUCUGGAAAAUGCAAGUUCCAAAGAAAAUGAGACAAAUGAGGACCCUGUAAAGAAUGAAAAUUUAGCUGACGGCGAGCAGACAACUGCCGCCAAAAAGAAGAAAAAUAAAAAGAAGAAAAAGAAGGCUGCUCAGGAUGCCGAUGGUAAUGAUGCUGUGGAAGAAGUAACUGAGACUUUGGAAAAGCAGACUCUGGAUGGAGAAAUUGAUGGUGCUGGUGAUGAGGGAGAGAAUGGAGCAGAACCAUCAGCUGCCAAGAAGAAGAAGAAGAAAAAGAAGAAGAAAGGAGGUGCCAAGCAACAAACUGACCCCCCUUCUAUCCCUGUUUGUGAGCUCUUCCCUGAUGGCAACUUCCCAGAAGGUCAGAUUAUGGACUAUCCAGACUGCCAAGAUGACCGGACAGCUAAGGACCGCUACACAACUGAGGAGAAGAAGUUUGCUGAUCGUAUGAAUAUUGAUCUGUAUAAUGAGAUACGACAAGCUGCUGAAGCUCACAGACAGACCAGGCAUCAUAUGCAGAAGGUUAUCAAACCAGGAAUGAAAAUGAUAGAUAUUUGUGAAACUUUAGAAGGAAUAUCACGGAAGAUGAUAAAUGAGAAUGGUCUAAAGGCUGGACUGGCCUUUCCUACUGGUUGCUCAUUAAAUCACUGUGCAGCUCACUAUACUCCCAAUGCCGGCGACAGUACCGUCCUUCAGUAUGAUGACGUCUGUAAGAUUGACUUUGGAACCCAUAUUAAUGGUCACAUCAUUGAUUGUGCAUUCACGGUUUCUUUCAAUCCAAAGUAUGAUAAAUUACUGGAAGCAGUGAAAGAUGCCACCAACACUGGAAUUAAGGAAGCGGGUAUUGAUGUCAGGUUGUGCGACGUCGGAGAGGCCAUCCAAGAAGUUAUGGAGUCCUACGAGGUGGAAUUAGAUGGCAAGACAUACACAGUGAAACCUAUCCGUAACUUGAAUGGCCAUUCCAUAGGACCUUACAGAAUACAUGCUGGCAAGACUGUGCCAAUUGUGAAGGGGGGUGAAGCAACUAGGAUGGAGGAAAUGGAAUUUUAUGCAAUCGAGACAUUUGGUAGUACUGGUAAAGGAGUUGUCCAUGAUGACAUGGAAACAUCGCAUUACAUGAAGAAUUAUGAUGUCGGACAUGUGCCUCUGAGACUUCCAAAAGCUAAGCAGUUACUGCACGUCAUCAACCAGAACUUCAGUACUCUCGCUUUCUGCCGUCGCUGGCUGGACAGACUGGGACAGGAAAAAUAUCUGAUGGCUUUGAAGAACCUUUGCGAUGCGGGUAUUGUGGAUGCUUAUCCACCUCUCUGUGAUAUCAAGGGUUGCUACACAGCUCAAUGGGAGCACACGAUAUUGUUACGGCCAACAUGUAAGGAGGUUAUCAGUCGUGGAGAUGACUAUUGAAGACUGGAAGAACAUUCAUUGAUUUCUGUGGGUUAUUCUGUUAAUAGCUACAUUAGGUUAGCCAAGUAUUUUGGACAAGUUAGGAGGCUGAUGCGGUAUGGUGUGUCUUGUUUUGAAGCAGAUUUUGUGAAUACGGGUCAUCUGGUGACCAUUUUCUAAAGGCGAUCAUGCUUGUUUGCUGUAAUGGCCGGGGAUACUUGCUUGGAUAUACUCCAAUGCCAACAUUGGCGGCCAUGGAGGUGAUGAAAACUGCUCUUUGAAUCCCAGUUGAACUUGAAUCAGUGAAAAAAUAGAGAGGCAGGCUGCACUAAUGUGUGUGCUGUAUCAUUUGUGCUAAUCAUGUGUUCUUAUUUGGCAUCUUUGGAGGGAGCUAAUCACUGUUUGUGUCUAGGCUUACCUAUCAUGCUGUAAUCAAGGCCUUUUAGAAUAUGUGCUUGGCCAGUGAGGUUGGUGAUGAGCAGUUACUUUGAGAAACUGUACCAGAUUUUGAUUAGGGAUGAGGGCAGGGAAAACUUGUAAAUAUUGUACUAAUCAUCGUUAAAUCCAAAGCUUCAUCAGCUCAAUUUUGUCAUCAUGAGCAGGUCAAAUUUACCUGGUGUAAAUAUUUUGUCUGGUAUUUGAACUUGGCCAGGAGAAGCCAUCCAUCUCCAUAGGAACUAGCCCAGCAUGAAAAUGAGGGCUCCAGCAUUCCCACACAUAUGAACAGAUAUGUUCAAAGGUCAUCGAGUGUGGACAGAGUCUUUACACCAGAUCAAUUUCCUGUGUUCGUGAUGAAAGAACUUUCAUAUCAUCAGACUGUAGUGUUUCAGUUACUAUUUUUAAAGUGUGUUCAUCCAGGUUGGAUUUGCAAUCAUGAUGUGCCGAAUACUACAUCAUGUAUAUAAACAUUUCGGCAAGAUUUAUUUGGGUAGUCCUUGAACAGCAUGAUACGUUAUUGGAAGUAAUA